AUGGCUCCCGGCGCCACAGUGCUGAGCCCUACACUGGAGGAGCUCUGCAAUCAGGCGCUGGCCCCUGCGUCCUGUUCCCCACUCCCUCUCCAGCACCUGACCCCCUGCCCAGGCUUCCAGGCUGUCUGCAAGCUGUUCCUGCAGCCUGGAAUAUCCUCCCCGCUGCAGCCUGGGUUCACCCCGGCUCUGCUCCUUCUCUUCUCUGGCUUUGGAGAGCAGUGGAGACGUGAGCUCACUCUUCCCAAGAGCUUUGCCAGUGGCACGGAGCCACCAGGGAAACCCACUGCCCAGCUCAGAGCUUCUGUGGGUGGGGCGAUGGGCUUGGGGUUCACAUCCCAGGAACUCCUGAAGCCUGAGUCCACAUGGGGACCUGUAACUGCCCAAGGUGAGGCUGGGCCCAGGCUGGAGGCCCCGAGGAAGAAAGGUCAGGAGGGGCGGGCUGGGCGAGCCAGUGGCAAAUGCCAGGGCAGGUGGGGCAGCGACCACAAGGAGCUUUGGCCUCGAGCUGGUGUCCCCAGGAAAAGCAGCCGGGGGCGACAGAAACGCGGACAGCGCUGGGUGGGGCGUCCAGCCCGGCUUCGGGGGCGGCGCGGGCCUGGGGGGGUCUCCUCCGAGGUCCGGUCGCGGAGCCUUCUCCACGCGGCGGCAGGGAGGCCACCCUGGCCUGGCUCUCCGACCCUCCGACCCCCGGCUGGGCCCCCUCGCCCCGCGGGCGGCCGGGUCGCUCCCGGGGAUGUGUCCCCGCGGGCUGGGCGCCGAGGCCACCGCAGGCUCCCGCCGGGCAGGGUUCGAGCCUCGCUGCGCCGUGGCCUCCGCGGGGGGCGGCCCGGGCCCGCGACUCGCUCGCGCCCCCCUCGCGCCCCCCUCGCGCUCCCCUCGCGCCCGGGCGCAGCCGGGUCCCGUUCCCGCCCCGCCCCCUCCCCCGCGCCCCGGGGGGUCUCGGCGGCCGGGGGAGGGGCGCCUCCUAAUCAAUCCCAGGCCGGAAAUUCCUCCCGAGGGGCCCGGCCGGGCUGCGGGGCCGGGGCGGGGGGGGGGGGGCGGGGGGCGGGCUCGGAGCCUGGCGGGCCGCCCGGCCGCCCCUCCUCCUCCCCCGAGCCCGCCCCCCGCAUCAUGGAAACUGGGCCGCCAGCCGACCCCCUCGCUCCGCUCCGCUCCGCAUUCCUGCCGCGGGGGCGGGCGGGGCUCGGGAGCUGGGCGGCCCCGACAGGCCCGCGGCGGGGGGCGCCCCCGGAGCCUCGGGAUUGGGGCUCCAGACGGGCGCGUCCUCCUGGGGGGUUGCCCGUGACUCUCCGGUGGACGCACUCAGCGGCCCGCCCCGGGCUCCCGUCACUGGGCGCUCGCGGGGUCCCCGGGGGCUGCGCCCCGUGUCGCGUGCCCGCCCGCUACGCUGGAUUCUCGCCUCUCCGCAGCUUGCGGGGCGGACCCAUGAAGCCCAUUUUCCAGGUGAAGGCGGUGAGGUCCACGGAGGGGGCAGGCUGGCGGGGGGCGGGGCAGGAACCGGGCCGCCUCCUCCGGGGAGCUCCCCGGACGGCGCCCCCGCGAGCCCGCUCCCGGCGCUGGCAUGAGGGGCGCGGGCGGGCGCGCGGGCUUCCAAAGUGCUCGGGCCGCGCGCUCGCUGCGGAGCCGGGCAGGGCUCUGGCUCCCGGGCUCAGUUUCCCCACGUGGGAAGGCGCGGCCGUCCCGGGCCUCUGCGAGCGACGCUCCGAGCCACGGGCGCGCACACGGCGCUCACCUGCGGCCCUGCGACCUGGGCGGCUGCCGGGCUCCAGCGGCGGGGCCCCGGGGGCCCUGGGGCGGGAGCCCGGUCCUCCCUCCCCCCACCCCCGCGGAGUGUGGACGCGGGCGGAGGCGGGACCCGGAGCGCGAGGGACGCGGCCCGCGGCAACUUCCCGGCGCGAGACCGGGGCCUCCCCGGGGCCAGGACUCCGCGCCCGCCGCAGCGUCGGGGCCCCCGCACGCCCCCGCCUCUGUCCCCGCGGGGAGCCCUCCGGAGUCGCUCCACACUCCGAGACGACCGGGGAACGGCCGGCGUCGGCGGGGGUCGCGAGGCCCGGCGCCGGGUCCCGGGGGCGCCCCCUCCUCGGGGGACCCCGGCGGGCCCCCCGGCCGCUCUGGGCCGCCGCCUCCAGCUGCGAGAAUCAGGCUUUGGACGCGGCCGACUGCGGCUCGGUGCUAGGCCCCGGCCUUCCGCACCCCUUCGGCGCAGGGAGGGGGUGUCGUGCCUUGAGCUUCGGGGUGCGGAUGGGGACUGAGCGGGGCGGCGAGGCGUCCUCCCUGGGGCCUCGCCACGGGUGCCAGCGCCGGAGCGGCUUAGAACCCGGACUGGGGGCAGGGAAGACGCACCCCUGGACAGCGCGGCCCCGGCCCUCCUCCCCUCCUCCCCUGCGACCCAGGGCGCCUGGGCGGGGGCCCCGCUCCCCCCCACGCCCUCCCUUGGCGGGGGCCACACGGCUCACGGCGCAGCUGCUCCUUGCCCGGCCCGCGCUCCGUCCUCGGGCCACAGGCCGGGAAGGGCUGAACCGGGCGGCCAGAUGGGGCGGCCCGAGGUGCUGGGGCGGCGCUGCUCCGUCCGGGACGCGGGCCACCGAGGCCUCGGGUGGAGGAGGCCGGAAAGGAGGACAGGCGGCGGGAAAGGGGGAUGAUUCAUCCCGAGGAGCUCGAAUUGGAAACGCUGCAACCUGGGAACAGCCUUGCCCGGGCCGACGGGAGAGUCGGGGAGCGGGGAAGCUCUCCCGGCGGGGCCCCGCGCCCAGCACCUGCAGCACCCCCGCUCCCCGCGCCCUGUCCGGGCCGCGACCCGGCCGCUGGAGGAGGGGAGGCCUCUUCUGCGCGGAGUGGAGAGCAAUCCUGGGCGAAGUCGGCCGCUGGUCUUGGUCAGAACGGUCUUCCUGGAGUCUAGCUCAAGUCUCUCCUGCUGCAGCUUCCGUGCAGGCUGAGGAGGUCUGA
Molecule: messenger RNA, 2946 nt
Organism: Nyctereutes procyonoides (raccoon dog)
Lineage: Eukaryota; Metazoa; Chordata; Mammalia; Carnivora; Canidae
Product: collagen alpha-1(III) chain-like
Exons: 4
Coding region: 1-2946 (981 amino acids)
Source: RefSeq, a predicted model, not a curated record